This is a messenger RNA of Vitis riparia (riverbank grape), 720 nucleotides long. RefSeq lists its product as uncharacterized. The transcript has 4 exons. NCBI's taxonomy places the organism in Eukaryota, Viridiplantae, Streptophyta, Magnoliopsida, Vitales, Vitaceae. The record is from RefSeq and is a predicted model, not a curated record. Gene Ontology annotation, molecular function: DNA binding. The coding region runs from base 1 to 720 and encodes 239 amino acids.
AUGGCUAGUGGAGGUGGAGGUGGAGGUAGAGGUACAGGUGGAGAUGGAGGUGGUGGGAGUGGCACAUUCGGCCGAGAUUUAGCUUGGAAGUAUUGUUCACCAUUAGAGGGAAACCGAAAUGGGACGAUUUGUAAUUUUUGUGGGCUGGUGAUGAAGAGUGGAGGCAUUAGUCGAUUCAAGUAUCAUUUAGCGCAUAGAGACCCGAAUAACAAUACCAAUAAGUGUCUUUCAGUGCCACCCGAAGUGAAAGAAGAGAUACGAGAGAUGUUGCAUGAAAAAAUGUACAUGUAUCCAGCAAAUAUGGACCUGGAUGAGCGGGAUGCUUAUCGAGAAGCGGUUCGUGCAUCGAAGGCAACAGAAUGGGAGCGACAACAACAUGAAAAUCUUGUAGGAAGCAAGCGUAAAACAGGGGAGUCGUCACGACGUAGUGGUGCAUCGAUAAUGCGAAAAUCUCAAAGGAGUACAGUGUUCCUCAAGUCAGUUGAUGCAUCCAAUAGUAUCAAAGAUCACAAAUACAUAUACAAGCUAUUGAAUAAUGUUAUCAAAGAAGUUGGGGUAGAUAAUGUGGUCCAAAUUGUCACAGAUAACAGGUCAGCAUUCGUGAAAGCAGGGAAGUUGUUGAUGAAAAAGUUUAACUUAUAUUGGACCCCAUGUGCGGCACACUGCAUCGACUUAAUGUUUGAAGACAUUGGAAAAAGACCUAGUACUGCCGAGAAAUGA